Sciurus carolinensis (gray squirrel) is the source of this 2227-nucleotide messenger RNA. RefSeq names its product ATPase family AAA domain-containing protein 3-like. Gene Ontology annotation, biological process: mitochondrion organization. Gene Ontology annotation, cellular component: mitochondrion. Bases 107 to 1888 code for a protein of 593 amino acids. The record is from RefSeq and is a predicted model, not a curated record. The transcript has 16 exons. Lineage: Eukaryota; Metazoa; Chordata; Mammalia; Rodentia; Sciuridae. Gene Ontology annotation, molecular function: zinc ion binding; ATP binding; ATP hydrolysis activity.
CGCAAGCGCACUGGCCCUGCCGCCGGCCCGCGGCGCGUGGCGGCUUCUCUGAGUCGCGGGAGCCACACUCUGACCGGGGCCCGGCGGCGCACAGCGCUCGAGGGUCAUGUCGUGGCUCUUCGGCAUCAACAGGGGCCCCAAGGGCGAGGGCGCGGGACCGCCGCUGUCCUUGCCUCCCGUACAGCCUGGGGCCGAGGGCGGCGGCGACCGCGGUGCGGGAGACCGGCCGGCGCCCAAGGACAAAUGGAGCAACUUCGACCCGACGGGGCUGGAGCGUGCGGCCAAGGCGGCGCGCGAGCUGGAGCACUCGCGCCACGCCAAGGAGGCUUUGAAUCUUGCACAGAUGCAGGAGCAGACGCUGCAACUGGAGCAACAGUCCAAGCUUAAGGAGUAUGAGGCUGCUGUGGAGCAGCUGAAGAGUGAGCAGAUCCGUGUGCAGGCUGAGGAACGGAGGAAGACCCUGAGUGAAGAGACCCGGCAGCACCAGGCUAGGGCCCAGUACCAAGACAAGCUGGCUCGGCAACGCUAUGAGGACCAGCUGAAACAGCAGCAACUUCUCAAUGAGGAGAACUUACGGAAGCAGGAGGAGUCUGUGCAGAAGCAGGAGGCCAUGCGACGAGCCACUGUGGAGCGGGAGAUGGAACUGCGGCACAAGAAUGAGAUGCUGCGGGUGGAGGCUGAGGCCCGUGCUCGGGCCAAGGCCGAGCGGGAGAACGCAGACAUCAUCCGUGAGCAGAUUCGCCUGAAGGCUGCUGAGCACCGGCAGACCAUUCUGGAGUCCAUCAGGACAGCUGGCACCCUGUUUGGUGAAGGAUUCCGUGCCUUUGUGACAGACUGGGACAAAGUGACAGCCACGGUGGCUGGGCUGACGCUGUUGGCUGUUGGGGUCUAUUCAGCAAAGAAUGCCACUGCUGUUGCUGGCCGCUAUGUGGAGGCGCGGCUGGGGAAGCCAUCGCUGGUGAGGGAGACCUCCCGCAUCUCGGUGCUGGACGCUCUGAGGCACCCUGUGCAGGUCAGCCAGCGGCUCCUCAGCAGACCCCAGGAUGCACUGGAGGGCGUGGUUCUCAGUCCCAGCCUGGAGGCACGGGUGCGGGACAUCGCCAUAGCAACGAGGAACACCAAGAGGAACAAAAGCCUGUACAGAAACAUCCUGAUGUACGGGCCACCAGGGACUGGCAAGACACUGUUUGCCAAGAAACUCGCGCUGCACUCGGGCAUGGACUACGCCAUCAUGACAGGCGGGGACGUGGCCCCCAUGGGGCGGGAGGGUGUCACCGCCAUGCACAAGGUCUUCGACUGGGCCAACACCAGUCGACGAGGCCUCCUGCUCUUUGUGGAUGAAGCAGAUGCAUUUCUUAGGAAGAGAGCCACAGAGAAGAUAAGUGAAGACCUCAGGGCUGCCCUCAAUGCCUUCCUGCACAGGACUGGCCAGCACAGCAGCAAGUUCAUGCUGGUCCUGGCCAGCAACCAGCCUGAGCAGUUUGACUGGGCCAUCAACGACCGCGUCGACGAGCUGGUCUGCUUCCACCUGCCGCAGCGCGAGGAGCGGGAGCGCCUGGUGAGAAUGUAUUUUGACAAGUAUGUUCUUAAGCCGGCCACAGAAGGAAAGCAGCGUCUGAAGCUGGCCCAGUUUGACUACAGCAGGAAGUGCUCUGAGGUCGCCCAGCUGACAGAGGGUAUGUCGGGCCGCGAGAUUGCCCAGCUGGCCGUGGCCUGGCAGGCCAUGGCGUAUGCCUCCGAGGACGGCGUGCUCACCGAGGCCAUGAUGGAUGCCCGAGUUCAGGACGCCAUCCAGCAGCACCAGCAGAAGAUGCAGUGGCUGACCUCGGAGGGACCCAGGGCCCAGGCUGGCGAGCCCACGCACCUGCGUCCACAGCAGGCCAGCUAGGCCUGGACACUUGGCACACCCCACUGGGAAGUACAGCCGAGUGGCCUGCAGUGCCCUCCUGCCAGGGGUGCUGGCUGGGGAGGGUCACACCUCCAAGCCAGGCUGCAGACCCAAGGCUGAGGGCUGCAGCCAUGCCGGCAGGACCGGGGCCUGCGGGGACCAGAUGGGCAGGAGGUCGCUGGCCCAGCCUUGGCCUGGAUGCUGCCCUGCCCUGUACGUUUGUGCCAAGAAUUAGCCCAGCCCCAACCUGGUGGGGUGGAUCCACAGCCAGACAGCCACUGGCCUGUGGUGCCUAGUGCUCUGAGCCGCUGCUCCUCCAGAAUGGGAAUAAAACUGCCU